This is a messenger RNA of Trichomonas vaginalis G3, 1389 nucleotides long. Its product is annotated as protein CBG06246 family. The transcript has a single exon. Bases 1 to 1389 code for a protein of 462 amino acids. The record is from RefSeq and is a predicted model, not a curated record. NCBI's taxonomy places the organism in Eukaryota, Parabasalia, Trichomonadida, Trichomonadidae.
AUGUCGAACGAACCAAUACCAAUUACAACAAUUGAAGAUUACGAGGUUUAUUUACCAGAUCUAGUGAAUUAUGCUAACACCAUUCUAACAUUUAUUCAAUCUCCUGAUCCUGAAUAUCCAAAAGAUGAUCUAAUCUCACAAAUAGUAAAUAUCCGUGAACAAUAUAACAGAGGAAACAAAAUAAUUGGUGCACUUGACAAGUUAAAAGCUCACAAAUAUGAAGUAUUAAUUGAAAAUCAUAAAAAAUUAGGUCCAGUAUUUGAUAAAUUAAAACAAUAUUCUUCUGAAGAUACCCCAAAAGAUGUUAGAUUAGUUCAAAAUUCGCCAGCCAAACAAUUUACGCAUAUUGAAGAAAUUCGAAAAAUGAAUUUAUCUCUGAAUGACUUGAUACUUAGAUCAAUUGAAGUAAUACAACCAAAUGGUGUAUUAAAAUCAAAAUUGGAAGAUUUUCAAAAAGGAAUGAAACAACCUCCUACGAAUGCAGAUUCAUACAAUAGUAAAAUGACACAAUUUAUUAAACAAUUUUACUCCUUAUUUAUGGGUAACAACUUACGGUUAUUAGACGAAGAACUAACCUAUAUUUGUGAGUGUCCUCAACUAUUAAUUUCCAGAGCAAAUAAUGAUGAUAUCAGAAAUGAUGUUCUUGUCAUUAUAAGAGCAUCAGUAGAUUUUGUAUAUGAAGGAAAAGAUAAUGAUAAGUUUGGAAUAAGCCCGGCUCAAUUAUCAUCAAGAAUCAUUAAACAAUAUUGGAAUUCAAGAAAAUUUUUGGAAGAUCAAGCAAUUGAGCAAAUACCUCCUUUUGAGAAACAUCUGCGCGAAGGGAUCUCAUCAAUUAAUACCAAUAAUCUUGAAAUUUUAUUCAAAGAUAACUACAAGGCAAUAGCUUCAAGCAAAAAGAAUGGUGAUGCAUUUGGAAUUGUUCUUUCAUUAUUAAAUGAAUGUGAAAACUUAACUGAACAAUAUUUUAUUAAAGGAUAUGAACAAUAUCCAAUUAAGAAACAAAAAGAAAACUCAACAGAAAUCAAAACAGAAGAAGCAAUCAAAACUACUACUUUUCUUGAUUCAUAUUCUCUUCCUUAUCUGGCGGAACCUUUUGCUUAUAAAAUUCUUGAACACUUUGGAAUAGGCCCAUUUUCACAUUUUAUUAUCAAUCCUUUUAUUUCUCGCGGAUUUUAUAUCGCCACUGAAGGCUUAAGCAAAGAUAAUAACAGCUUUAUAAUGUUUUCGAAUUUAAAAAAAUACAAUUCAAUUUUUGAACAAUCAAAAGACAAGCAAAAUUUAUAUCAAAAGAUUACAAAAGUUGAUAUUAUUAUACGUAUCAUGUUGCUAUCCGAUAUGAACGAUGAUAAUAUCGGAUUUGUGAAAAAAUGGAUGUCCGGAAAUAAAUAA